Messenger RNA from Maudiozyma barnettii, 2067 nucleotides. RefSeq names its product biotin--[acetyl-CoA-carboxylase] ligase BPL1 (gene BPL1). The transcript has a single exon. NCBI's taxonomy places the organism in Eukaryota, Fungi, Ascomycota, Saccharomycetes, Saccharomycetales, Saccharomycetaceae. Gene Ontology annotation, molecular function: biotin--[biotin carboxyl-carrier protein] ligase activity. The record is from RefSeq and is a predicted model, not a curated record. Gene Ontology annotation, biological process: protein modification process. Bases 1 to 2067 code for a protein of 688 amino acids. Gene Ontology annotation, cellular component: cytoplasm.
AUGAAUGUUUUAGUGUAUAAUGGACCAGGAACAACACCAGGUUCUGUCAGACACACUGUGGAUACCCUACGUUAUUUAUUAGAACCUCAUUAUGCAGUUAGUACUGUCUCCUCGAAAGUUUUAUUACAAGAACCUUGGCAAGCAAAGACAUCGGCUUUGGUUUUCCCUGGUGGGGCAGACCUGCCUUUUGUUAAAGAAUGCAGACCUGUCAUUCCAGCAAUUAAAGAUUUCGUAUCAAAGAAAGGUGGGAGAUAUAUUGGAUUUUGUGCUGGUGGUUAUUUCGGUUCAAGUAGAGUGGAAUUUUGUCAAGGUGAUCCACUGAUGGAAGUGACUGGGAACAGAGAUUUGAAAUUAUUUCCUGGCACAGCAAGAGGACCGGCAUUUGAUGGGUUUAAGUAUAAGAGUGAUGUAGGUGCAAGGGCGUCGAGAUUGUUAGUCAAUAACGGUACAGAAUUCAGCUGUUAUUAUAAUGGUGGUUCUGUAUUUGUUGAUGCUGAUUCAUGCGAUAAUGUUGAAGUAUUAGCACAUUAUUCAGAAAGUAUUGACGUUCCAUUCUCAGAUACUAAUAGUAAUACCAAACCGGCUGCUGUGGUUUUAUGUUCCGUUGGGAAAGGUAAAGCUCUUUUAACAGGUCCACAUCCUGAGUUUAUUCCCAAGUUAUUAGAAAAGGGGGAACAUGAUAGUGAUUUUCCUGCUCAUUUGUUGGAUGAGUUGAAAAAAGAUGAUACUAAAAGGCUGGAGUUUAUGCAUUAUAUUUUAUCAAAAUUAGGCCUGAAAACACGGUCAAAUUAUGCCAAUUAUCAUAUACCUUCAUUGACUCCGCUAUUGAUGGUUAAUAAUCCAUAUAAUAAUGCCGUUAAAUCCAAUGAUUUUGAAGAAAGAGUUGUAGAAAAUCUUGAUGACGUUAUUGUUGCUGGGAAUCAUUUGGAAUUUUCCGCUGAAGAAGAUUCAUUCGAAUUGUUCAAAGGUAUAAGUGAUUCUUUUAAGGAAGCUUCUACACAUCUUGAUAAGAAUGAUCCUAAAAAUUCUGUUAAGACAAUUGUUAUACCCAACGAUGAUGAAUUUGCAUCAAUGGGUAAUGUUGCACCAAAUUUUAAUUUCCAAAAAUAUUUCAUGACUCUUAAAGAGAGUAAUAAUAUAGGCUCGAUUUUGAUGUAUGGUGAAGUAGUCACGUCAACAAGUACUUUACUAAAUGUCAAUAGAACUCUUUUGAGUUCACUUCCAGAGAAUCGUAUCCUUCAUGUUGGUGAUGUUCAGCUGGCUGGUAGAGGGAGAGGAGGUAACUCAUGGGUUAAUCCAAAGGGUGUAUGUGCUUCAACAGCGGUGAUCUCCAUACCACUUGUUUCUCCAGCAACCAAUCAGAAUAUAUCGAUAUCUUUUGUCCAAUAUUUAGCCAUGUUGGCUUAUUGUAAAGCUAUUACUAGUCAUGGGUCUGGAUUCGAAGAUUUGCCAGUUAGAAUCAAAUGGCCUAAUGAUCUAUAUAUUAUGAAUCCUGAUUACUACUAUUCAAAAAAUCUUCAGUUAUUGGGGAAAAAGUUUGAUCAUAAAUUGGUUCCAUUAACUGAUAUCGAACCAGCAUACGUGAAGGUUGCCGGUUUACUUGUCAAUACGCAUAUUUUUGGUGAUAGAUAUACACUCCUUUUAGGGUGUGGGUUAAAUGUUAGUAGUACUGGACCAACUACCUCAUUAGAUAGAUGGGUUGAUAUUCUUAACGAAGAAAGAAAGAAGCAAAACUUUUCGGUAUUACCUCAUGUAGAAAAGGAGAAACUGUUGGCUGAUUACAUGAAUUAUUUGGAAGACAUCUUGAAGACAUUCAUUAAUCGUGGUGUAUGCUAUCUACUGCCAGAAUAUUAUAACUACUGGUUACAUUCGAAUCAGAUUGUAACACUAUCGGAUCAUGGAAAUACAAGAGCAAUGAUCACAGGUAUUACCGAAGAUUACGGUUUAUUGAUUGCCAAGGAACUUGCACCUGGCAGCGAUUAUAGUUUUACUGGUUCUGUCUUUAAUUUACAACCGGAUGGUAAUACCUUCGAUAUAUUCAAAGGUUUGAUUGCCAAAAAAGCAUGA